AUGAUUAAAUGUUAAAGUAUAACAUUAAUAGAUUUUCAUUAUUCAUGCGGAAUGUGUGGAGGAAUGGAAGAAUUAGAUUGCAUUAUUUGUGUUGAUACUGAUUACAUAUAUUUAGUUGGAAAUACUUUUUUCUGUAAAGAAGGAUAUUAUGAUGCAGGGUUACCUGUUUGUUAAAGUAUUAAUAAAUUCUAAUAUCUAGAAUGUAAUUAUAUAUGAAAAGGAUUCUAUAAGCAAUCUGAAAGUUGUAAUUUUUAUCCGGAUACAGAAAAAUAGAAAUGUAUUAGAUUAAAUAUUUAAAGUACAAAAAUUUCUAUGUCCAAUUUUAAUACUGUCAGAUAAUUUGUUUCAGGUUUAAAUAAAUUUAAAUGCCUCCAAAAAUAAUAAGAUGAUAGAUAGAAUCAAGUUUUUAGAUUAUUAUAUUAUUAAUCAUUAAAGAAUGCCAUUAUUAAGGUCUCUUAUGAAAUGUAAUAGAGAUUAAAUGUGAAUUAUGUUCAAUUUCAUAAACAAAAUAUAUAAUGA
Molecule: messenger RNA, 519 nt
Organism: Paramecium pentaurelia
Lineage: Eukaryota; Ciliophora; Oligohymenophorea; Peniculida; Parameciidae
Source: the annotation of a GenBank genome assembly